CAUCUGAAAGAAUUGAUCAGUUUUCGCCACCAUCGUCUUCCGCCGUCUUUGACCGACACAACCAGCAUCAUUACAUCACGCCAUCCAAUUUCCGUUGCCAGACGGGAACGAUAGGACCGUUGACGCUGCCAGGCUUUGCGUCGCCGCCCAAUUUUGAAGCAGAUCAGCCGUUCGGAGAACCUCUCAUCCUGAUCACGAGCUGCGUCAAUCGGACUCCUGCAGUCAUCUUCUGCCCUCUUCUUUGCGCAGACCGACCAAUUCCAUAAACAAUUACUCUGUAACAUAUUAAAGAACCGUCUGUAAGUCUCUCCUAAUGGCUUCAUUUAGAGCAUUUUUGAACAGCCCAGUUGGCCCUAAAACAACUCAUUUUUGGGGUCCUGUCGCGAACUGGGGAUUUGUUGCAGCGGGAUUGGUAGACACGCAGAAGCCUCCUGAAAUGAUAUCUGGAAACAUGACAUCAGCAAUGUGUGUAUAUUCUGCCCUGUUUAUGAGGUUUGCAUGGAUGGUUCAGCCUCGCAACUACCUACUUUUGGCAUGCCAUGCUUCAAAUGAGUGUGUGCAGAUGUAUCAACUAUCUCGUUGGGCUAAGGGUCAGGGAUACUUACAGCAGAAGCAGGAGGAUAAAGCACACUGAUCUGUAUUCAUCAUGGUGGGCACCUGUACUCCCAUCAACUUUUGACAGUACGAUUCGUCUUUUCCGACGUUCAUUCUCUGACUCUUUAUAUCUUGCUUAUGCUUCAUGUGUUGAUUUUCCGGAGUGGCGUGAGCCAUUCCUAAUAAUGCCUUGACCUUUGAAGUGCCUUAGUCAAAUUGGUUUUCAUUGUGUGAUUGUUUAGAUGAACAUCUGCAAAUAAGUCUACAAAUAUCCACUGUUUUUUUUGCAACUGGAUUUUUUGAUGCACUUCAGCUCAUAACCACUGCAAAUACGCUAGACCAUUAUUUUCUACCAUCAUUGUUAGGGGUAGCAACAAAAACUGAAAAAGUGUACUAUAUGUAGACCUCGAAGCCAUCUUCACAACGUGCAUUGUUGUUUCCCCCGCAAAAUUUCCCCCCCUAUUUUGAACUCCGUGGACUAGGUUGCUGUCGUUGUU
Cuscuta campestris is the source of this 1091-nucleotide messenger RNA. NCBI's taxonomy places the organism in Eukaryota, Viridiplantae, Streptophyta, Magnoliopsida, Solanales, Convolvulaceae. The record is from the annotation of a GenBank genome assembly.